Messenger RNA from Physcomitrium patens, 1395 nucleotides. Lineage: Eukaryota; Viridiplantae; Streptophyta; Bryopsida; Funariales; Funariaceae. The record is from RefSeq and is a predicted model, not a curated record.
CCGCGCAGGAAUGAAAUCCGCAGCCUGGCACAAUGGAGCAGAACUUGAAGGGAGAAGGAGAAGAGGAAGCCGAGAUCUCACACCUCAGGGCUGCUUGUGUGCUGGGUGGAGGGCCCCUCCGUUCCCAACCCUGGCUGCGCUGCUGCUGCUCCCAAAUUCCCAAAAGCCCCCGCCGCACUCUCCCCACCGGAACGGCGCCGAUCGCCCACUUCCUUCCAUCCGACGGCCCACGCGCCUCCCCUCCUGGGGUUCUGGGAGCCCAAUUUCGCGCGCAGCCAGGACCAGAUCGCAGAUGCACAUCCGACGGUGCUAAUGCCCCUGGGCUAGGGUUUAGCACCUGGUGCUGCACUCAGUCACUCCUCCAACUCCGCACCCCAUUCCAGCUCACCUCAGCUCUUUCAGAUCGGGUGGAGUUACCCCCCACCCACCCCGCUCUCCCUCUGCUGACUCCUCGUCGCUUACCCCGAGCUCGCCCCUGUCAUGGUCUCUCACUCCCCCUCUCUGUUUCUCUUUCUGCAGCGCGAUCGCCGCAUUGAUUGAUGUUUCCGGCUCCCGCCCGCGCCAUCCCUAUCCUCAAGCAGCAGCCGGCUCCGUUGCGAACUCGUUGGCCGUGCUCUGCAUUGCAACAGAGAGCCGCUGGGGAGUGAGUAUUUCGUCAUUAUGUCUCGUAUUGCCCCGUGUUCUAGUUUGCUCUGGUGCCGCUCCCGUCCGCCGUUCUGGAGAUCCUGCCCCGUCCCCCGCAUUACGAUCCCUUCAUCCGAACCCAGGUUCUGUUGGCUGCCUUGAUGGACUCCAGCAUAAUAUUCAAGAACCAGAAUCCUCACCCUAAUAUGCGGAUUUGGAAACCUUCACAAUCGGCAGACGCAACUGCGGUUAACGUUAUUGGAAUCACAAACUCAGAUGUCGUACUGUCAGGCACUCCAGGGAUUUAGUCUGUGUCCCAUAGGCUUCACGUAACAACAUACCUUCUAUACUUCAUCCUUUGUUGGAUUAAUCCUGAUUUUAUCGGGAUUUACCGUUGGCUUUUCUUACCUUGCGGAUCAUAUUUAUUCCUUGUCCUGCUCUUUAAUGGCUUAUCUUUCGGUCAUUAGGGUUGUGUAGGGUGGGCAUCGCCAUGUUGGUGGGAGUCCGGGGAUGGACUUUUGUAUUUUAGGGAAUCUCGUUAUGCUCAGGGAGAUGUCCUACAUUAAUCUUGUAGGACGAGCGCCAAGGUUAUUUGAAUUAUAGUGUACCGUAUUCUUUGGAAGACUUGUUAGUGGCAACCUCUUUAGUUUAGUUCACCUCUUUUGUUUCAGAACAUCAUUAUCGGCAUUGUACCUUUUUGUUUACCUUUGAUCUGGUGUUAAUACAUUUGAACUCUUGGCUGUAUCCGGUUUUCAUGAUUUUGCGGCAUUA